UAUAGCCUGUCUUUCCACCCUGCCACAGCAGCCCCCGCCUCCGUCAAUAUAGACAAUGUGCUCGAGGGUGCUGAUGGGGGCCUUGACCUUCUCGAUAUGGAUGUAGACCCUAGCACUGCUGGUCCUAGUGCCGCUGGUCCUAGCGCCGCUGGUCUUAGUGAUGUGCCGGACAUGAGCGUUGACUUGAUGAUGCCACCUAGCGCCCUGUUCCAUAAGACCUCUUCUACUGCUGCUGGCUCCCAGUCCAGUAAACGCUUGCGCACCAAUACCCUGCUUGACACCCUGGAGACGUCAUCCUACAAUUCCAAUGCCACCCCCAAGUCCAGCUACGCUGAUAGUCACCACUCAUCACACCACUCAUCACUCCCCCUUUUGCCAACAUUGGUGCCAUCAUCCAAGUCACCAGCCUUCAAGAAGGCUCGAGUGUCGGCAUAUGAAAGCGCGCAGACGGCGGCGAUGAGUAGCGCUGCCAAAAUAGCUGCCAAGAUUACUCCAGCGGCCGCCAUCAUGAACAUGCAAGGUACUAUUAAUCGCCUCACGGACGUUAUCGAGAAAAACACUGUGGCCUCUGAGCCAGCGCCAGCGCCAGUUGUUGUUCCAGUUGUUACCAUGAUUUCUCGUGGCCUGGCAAUUAUGCGCAGUGGAGACGGAGACCUGUCAGUCGCUCAGAGAGCCCACCUCUUGCGGAUCUUUACUCAUUCAGGAGGUGAGAACAAUCUGACUGCUUACGUUGAGCUGGAGGAUGACUUUGAGAUGCGCCGUGAAUUUAUCUUGGGACUCCUUGCGUCUGUGUAG
Suillus clintonianus is the source of this 795-nucleotide messenger RNA. RefSeq lists its product as uncharacterized. Lineage: Eukaryota; Fungi; Basidiomycota; Agaricomycetes; Boletales; Suillaceae. The annotation marks the transcript as partial. The record is from RefSeq and is a predicted model, not a curated record. The transcript has a single exon.